Molecule: messenger RNA, 2561 nt
Organism: Kickxella alabastrina
Lineage: Eukaryota; Fungi; Kickxellomycota; Kickxellomycetes; Kickxellales; Kickxellaceae
Product: fumble-domain-containing protein
Exons: 2
Coding region: 100-2271 (723 amino acids)
Biological process (GO): coenzyme A biosynthetic process
Cellular component (GO): cytosol; nucleus
Molecular function (GO): ATP binding; pantothenate kinase activity
Source: RefSeq, a predicted model, not a curated record
CUUGCUCAUCUCGGUUGCCUUUUUUACCUUGCUUUUUCCGUUCUGCUUUUAUAUUUUCUCUCAUAGACACACACAACUUAUUUUUUUGCAUCUACAUCCAUGAUAUUUGGAAGCAUAAACUCGUCAGGCGCGAGCAUAGACGAGGUUGAGCACACAACCUCAGCGGCCAGCGAUAUCCUGCUGCCGAACCACACAGGGCGCGUGCAAAAGGUUGCGGUGGAUAUCGGUGGGUCACUAGCCAAAGUAGUCUACCUGACGACCACGUCAGAUGAGAGCGGCGGGCGGCUGCACUUCAAGGCGUUCGAGACAGACAACGUCGACCGCUGCCUGGGGUUCAUCAAGACACUCCUGGAGGAUGGCGGGGACACAGCGCCCACAAUCAUGGCGACGGGCGGCGGCGCACACCGGUUCGGCGACCUUCUGCGCUCGGCGCUCGGCGUCGAGAUCUGCGUCGAGGACGAGAUGCGCAGCCUAACGACGGGGCUGAACUUUUUUAUCCGCGAGGUCGCCGACGAGGUGUUUACGUAUGAGCAGGACAAGCCAAUGCAGUUCGUCGACGGCGGCGAGGCGGCGUUCCCCUACAUGCUGGUCAACAUCGGGUCGGGCGUCAGCAUCAUCAAGGUGACGGGCGAGGGCCAGUACGAGCGCAUCAGCGGCACGUCGCUGGGCGGCGGCACGCUGUGGGGGCUGCUGCACCUGCUGACGGGCGCGCAGAGCUUCGACGAGAUGCUGGAGAUGACACAGCGCGGCGACAACACGCGCGUCGACAUGAUGGUCGGCGACAUUUACGGCACGGACUACGACAAGAUUGGGCUCAAGGCCACCAAUAUCGCGGCGACCAUGGCUGGCGUCUACCGCAAGUCGCUGGGCAAGCAGUACGAGGAGGCCGACAUUGCGCGGUCGCUGCUGUACAUGGUCAGCAACAACAUUGGGCAGAUCGCGUACCUCAACGCGCAGCUGCACGGCAUCCGGCGCAUCUACUUUGGCGGCUACUUCAUCCGCGGGCACCCGCCCACAAUGCACACGCUGUCGUACGCCAUUGACUUCUGGUCCAAGGGCCAGAUGCGCGCGCUCGGCGCAUUCUUCGCCAAGCAGGACCGGUCGGUGCGGUCGCGGGCAUGCUCGGUCACGGAGAACUUCUCGGUGGCCGAGUCGAUUGCCGGGGCCGAGGCCGUGGGCGCGCUGGGGUCGCUGGACUACCAGCCAGCCAAGCUGGAGCCGCUGCCGCAGCUGGUUGACCGGCCACCGCACGGCUACUCGCCCGACACCGUCGACCUGGCCGGCGACGCGCGCCAGCAGGAGUACUGGAUCGCUGCCAUGGAGCGCAACACGCGCGGGAUGCUGGCGCUAGCCGACGACGGCAUGCUGGUGGCCGGCGACCCGCGGCGCAUGCAGGCGUUCGGCACGCUGUACCUGCGGCACCUGCGGCGGCUGCGCGAACAGCCGCUGGCCUACGGCGCCAUGUCCGUGCGCGCGCUCCUGGGCCUGCGCGAGCAGUGCCUGCACGAGGUUGGCCUGGACGACAUCUUCGCGCACGUCAAGCGCCAGGAGACCGACGCGGCGCUGGCGCAGCUGCCGGCGUUCUUGCGCGCGUCCGACGCGCUCGACGACGCCGACGCGCUGCUGCUGCUGGUGCGCAACGUGCUGGCCGGCAACAUGUACGACUGGGGCGCGUCGGCGCUGCGCGACGAGCUGGCGCGCGGCCAGCUGGACUUUGCGCGCGCCAGGGCCCGCAUCACGUGGGUCGACCGGCUGGACGACUCGCACGCGUUCGCGCGCCACGCGCAGGCCCACGCGUACGCGCGCGCCGUGGUGUUUGUCGACAACAGCGGCGCCGACGUGUGUCUGGGCGUGCUGCCGUUUGCGCGGUUCCUGGCGCGGCGCGGCACGCACGUGGUGCUGGCGGCCAACUCGCUGCCGGCGCUGAACGACGUCACGGCGCCCGAGCUGCAGGACAUUGUUGGGCGCGCCGCGGCGGCCGACGCGGCGCUGGCCGAGUGCGUGGCGGCUGGGCGGCUGGUGGUCGCCGGCACGGGCAGCGGCGGGCCGUGCCUGGACCUGCGCAAGCUGGACGAGCGGCUGGUCGCGCUGUGCGCGGGCGUGGAUCUGGUGGUCAUCGUCGGCAUGGGCCGCGCCAUCCACUCCAACUACCGCGCGCGCUUCACGUGCGACUCGCUCAAGCUGGCUGUGUUCAAGAACCAGAUGGCCGCCGAUGCCGCCGGCGCCAACAUAUACGACUGCCUGUGCCUGUUUGAGCGCGGGUCGGGCUGAGCGCGGGUCGGGCUGGGCGCGGCUCGGGCUGGGCGCCGCAUUCUUCCCUUGGGCGAAAGGAAGAGAAAAGUGGGGACACUCGCAGACGCACAAAGGAAAAAGAAGAGUAUUUCCCUCGCCCAGCCAAUGGGCUUCUUGUUUUAUUUUAUUGUUCCUAUUUAUUUAUUUUGGCUGGUGGCAAGAGUGCGGGUUUCAAUGCAGCCCAGCACUGCUGCUUGUUUCGUGUGUCCGCGUGCAGGAAAAGCGUGUGUUUUUUCCCUCACUCUUUCAUUAUUUUUUCUUUUCUGCGA